Molecule: messenger RNA, 1554 nt
Organism: Diplodia corticola
Lineage: Eukaryota; Fungi; Ascomycota; Dothideomycetes; Botryosphaeriales; Botryosphaeriaceae
Product: gata-type sexual development transcription factor
Exons: 5
Coding region: 1-1554 (517 amino acids)
Biological process (GO): regulation of DNA-templated transcription
Molecular function (GO): sequence-specific DNA binding; zinc ion binding
Source: RefSeq, a predicted model, not a curated record
AUGGAAGCCAUGGAAGCCGGCAGUCGGCAGAGCGCCAUUUUGCCCUCAAUAUCUUCCAUAGAUGCCGAGAAGAGCAGAAGAGAUGACACGGAUUUCCAGCGCAAGCACUCCGCCGCAGCUAUGGUCAGCCCGUCGUUUCCCUACUCAAACCCGCCCUACGCCACCCAUCACCCGCCUGCUGCCAGCGCACCGCCAGCAAGCUUAGCAGGCCUCAUUUCUCCCCCGGAGUCCCGCCGCACAUCUGGAGAUGAGAAGGAGCAAAAACCGCCCACAAGGCAAUCACUACCGUCAAUCCACGAAGCGCUGGCAUCCGAACAACCAAUGCCCUACCCGCCUCACCCGACCUCGACCGGUCCGCCGCCCGCGUCGCAAUACUUCCAGCCCCCGCCAACCUCUGCCACCUCGCAUCCGGACUCUGCCAGGAGACACUUCUCUCAGGAUUUCUCCAGCAGGGACUCGCCCGCCCUCUACUCGCAGCACCCAGACCGCAGUCCGUACAUGAAGCCGCCCCCUCAGCCACCCUACUCCCAGGCCGCACAGGAUCCGCCACGGCCGACUUUGCCAACCACUCACAAUCCCAAGCUGCCAACUUUGCAUCCGCUACGAACAGAGCCGUCCCCCGUGAACAACUCGAGGCCUUCGUUCAGCGCGGGUUACGCUUAUUCACAACAACAGUCUCCGGCCUAUGAGCAAAAUCCUCAGCAGGCUGGUCCAGUGCAACCGCAGCAGCAACCCUUCGGUUUCAACCACCCGUACGCUCCCGGUCCGUAUCCGUACAGUGCGCCUCCACCACCGCCUCCCCCAAGUCAAGUCAACCCUCCGUAUCCUCCAUCAGCCCCGGCAGCGUAUUCUGCAUCAGGAGGCUAUCCCCCCACGUGGAGAUCGGAUGGUGCCGAAGUCAGGCGGGCGGAGGAAAGCAAGAGAGCCGGGAGACAUGCAGGCCCGGCACUCUAUGGCGAGUCGGUCAAGCGGCACCUCGAUAACUUUGAUUUUGAAGCAUCCCUCAACGAGAUCGCGGAAGGAAGCGGGCGUUUAAACGAGUUCCUGAGAAUACACGGCCAGCGCGCGCACCAGGCGCAGCGGGCAGGGCCGCUCCCAGGCUCGAUGCCAUUGAUCCAUGAAGUCGAUGAUUUGAUGAAAAGCAGCCAACGGAUCGUGGAUUCCUUGGCGCGGAUCCGUGAGGUGGUGCUAACGACACAGCAAGCCCACCACUUGGCGGAACAAGCACAAGAUCCGAGGUUCAAGGCAACAAACGGCUACGAACCCGAAGAAUCCCAGAAUCUGUAUGGAGAGGAUCCGAAGGGUGGUGGUGGCUUCGCAGGGUCUGACCCAAAGAAGCGCAGAGGGCGCGCGGCGCCCCCGGGUCGUUGUCACAGCUGCAACCGGGCGGAAACUCCAGAGUUGCGGAGAGGUCCAGACGGCGCACGUACCUUGUGCAACGCCUGCGGUCUCCACUACGCCAAACUCACACGAAAAAUGGGCGCCAACAAGGCACCUAUCGGUAGCUCGAAUCUGCGGCCAAAGUCCCUUGGGCCAGGAUCACCGCCGGCCUGA